AUGGAUGAUGAAUGGGUGACCAUUCUGGCUUUUGUAUUCGGUAGGAGACUGUAUAAAUCAAAGGUCCCUCGGGCCCAUCAGCAGGUCACGGUCAACAGUUCCUCCAAGGACACUGAGAUGAAAACAGAAGAGCCAACCGCAAGUCUUGGGCAGACCUUGGAGUGGCUGAGAAAGGAGCUGGCAGAGAUGCAAGUUCAAGACCAGAGACUCCUGCUCACACUGAGGCAUCUUCACAGUGUCCUGGAGGAGCUGCGCACUGAGAGUGCCCACUGGGAGGACUCCAGGUCCAGUGGAGGGACGUCCCCCGUCAGAGCUCGAGCAGGCUCUGAAACCAGGGGCCGUCCUCCCAUCUCUACCAAGAGGCUCGCCCAGCUCCUCCAAGGGGCGGACAGCAGACGAAGCUCCCUCCCUUAA
Messenger RNA from Enhydra lutris kenyoni (northern sea otter), 414 nucleotides. RefSeq names its product chromosome unknown C20orf202 homolog. The record is from RefSeq and is a predicted model, not a curated record. Lineage: Eukaryota; Metazoa; Chordata; Mammalia; Carnivora; Mustelidae.